This is a messenger RNA of Prunus persica (peach), 1212 nucleotides long. Its product is annotated as transcription factor PRE6. Gene Ontology annotation, biological process: regulation of DNA-templated transcription; regulation of growth. The record is from RefSeq and is a predicted model, not a curated record. Gene Ontology annotation, molecular function: protein dimerization activity. The transcript has 2 exons. Bases 617 to 901 code for a protein of 94 amino acids. Lineage: Eukaryota; Viridiplantae; Streptophyta; Magnoliopsida; Rosales; Rosaceae.
GUAAGUAAUAAGGAUAACAUGGGCUUGUGUGCUGGGACUGACACAAAGAGGCCCGCGUAGUAGGGUGAUAAACAAGCACAUUUCCCUUAACCCACUUGAACUCUAACCCCAGUUUGGGGACACUAAGAGAAAAGACAGUAUGGCGUAUCUCCAUCCCCCUCCUCCCUCCUCCCUCCUCCCUCCCCAACCCCAACUUUUUUCUUUCUUUUUUUUCUUUUAUGAUCAUUUUAUCUCUUUCCUUCUCUCUCUCAAACCCUAUUAAUAUCAACCCUUUAGCCCACUUCUCUCCCAUGCACUUGUCUCCCUCUUUCCUUCCCCUCUACCUUCUGCCCUCCUCCCCUUAUCUGAUCUCUCUCCAUAACUUGUCUCAAAAAACACUUGCUCCUUUUUUAUAUAAGUAGAGUUACUGCCUCUCUCUCUCUCUCUCUCUCUCUCUCUCUCUCUCUCUCUAUCUCAUUAUAUCUCAUUCUCAUAAGUUCAUAACCCAUCAGUUUCUCUCUUUACUUCUCUGACAUACUAUCUAGCUCUCAUUUGUCUUUCCCCUCAUUCUAUUCUAGUAUUCUCAGUCAAUUCAAGUUCCUUCUUCUGACACACCUCAAGCUCCAGUUAAUUAACAAUGUCAAGCAGAAGAUCCUCUCGUUCUCGGCAGUCGGGUACGUCCAGGAAUAUCAGCGAUGAACAGAUCACUGAUCUCGUAUCCAAGUUACAGCAGCUUCUUCCUGAGAUUCGCAAUAGGCGCUCCGACAAGGUCUCAGCGUCCAAGGUCCUCCAGGAGACUUGCAACUAUAUCAGAAACUUGCACAGAGAGGUGGAUGACCUAAGUGACCGGUUAUCGGAGCUUUUGGCUUCAACGGACAUGGACAGCGACCAAGCAGCCAUUAUUAGGAGCUUACUUAUGUGAUACUUUUGGAGCUUCCUAAUUAAUCAAGUUCAGUAGUUAUUAAUAUUAUAUUAUUCUCUUUUUGUCAUGAGCCUUUGAUCUUUCUGCCUAGCUACCUACCUAGCUAGGGUUUGCUCAUUAGGCCAGAAGAAAGACUAUAUAUAUAUAUAUAUAUAUAUAUAUAUAUAUAUUUAUAUUUUAUAUAUGUUGCUAGUUUGGAGUUACUCUCCAUGUCGAUCGAUGGUAUUGCUUUUACAGCGACUUGCACUUGUAGCACGUAAUUAACUUAUAUAAUAAUAAAAUGAACUUUUAGUGAGUUCUAAUUCUAUUUU